AUGACAGAGGACCUCACAAGAAGAUGGGAAUCGCUAAAACUAACAGAUGAAGAACAGGAAGAGGUAAUCCUUUCGGAUGAAGCAGUUCUAUCAUCCAACGUAAAAGGAGAACUCUGCCUCCUAGCAAAAAUUUUCAAUGAUAGGACAGCAAAUAGGGAAGCAUUCAGAUCGACCAUGUCCAAGAUAUGGAAUACAAAGGGGUGGCUCACGUUCAAAGAACUAGAAACAAACUUUUUUCUCAUAGAAUUCCAACUUCUUUCAGAUAAGGACAAGGUUUUACAGGGACGUCCAUGGUCUUUUGACCGUCAUCUAGUUUUCAUGAAAGAGUUUGAGGGAACUCUUUCUCUUUCUGAGGUUCAUUUCGUCUCCGAACCUUUCUGGAUCCAAGUUCACAACCUACCCUUCGCCGGGAUGAACAAAGAAAUGGAAAUGCUGGUGGGCACUGGUCUUGGUAGAGUACUUGAGGUGGAAGAUGACACAGAAGGCUACAGAUGGGGAAGCUACUUAAUAAUCAAGGCAGAAAUGAACGAAACCAAACCUCUUGUAAGAGGUCGGUUCCUCAAGUCUGGGAAUAAGCAGUACUGGCUCUCUUUCAAAUAUGAAUGCCUUCCCAUGUUUUACUUCAAGUGUGGUCGGCUCAUGCACGAGAAAGGUAGUUGCCAAGAAAGAGUUAUAGAGAAUCAAACACAGGAUCAAUAUGGGCAGUGGCUUCGUGCAACCCACCUCCCUACAAAAGGUUACUAUGUUAAAAGAUAUGGUGGACUCAAGGAGCAGGAGCAUCGGGGUUCAACAUGGAGAUGGAGUCAAUAG
This is a messenger RNA of Carya illinoinensis, 810 nucleotides long. RefSeq lists its product as uncharacterized. The record is from RefSeq and is a predicted model, not a curated record. The transcript has a single exon. NCBI's taxonomy places the organism in Eukaryota, Viridiplantae, Streptophyta, Magnoliopsida, Fagales, Juglandaceae. The coding region runs from base 1 to 810 and encodes 269 amino acids.